Molecule: messenger RNA, 924 nt
Organism: Raphanus sativus (radish)
Lineage: Eukaryota; Viridiplantae; Streptophyta; Magnoliopsida; Brassicales; Brassicaceae
Product: classical arabinogalactan protein 3
Exons: 1
Coding region: 234-665 (143 amino acids)
Source: RefSeq, a predicted model, not a curated record
CAAAAACUUAUAAGAAGUGUAUAUCUAUGUGACAAUGUAUGUGCUUGCAUGAUUAAACUGUCCAGAUAUUAAAUAAUCAUUCUAAAAUCAUAUUUACUUUUAGAAUUAAAUAUAAUCUUCUUAAGCUAUAUAUACGAAAGCUUGUCCUCUUGUCUCCACCACCAACGAGGACAAGAGCUUUCUCAGUUUCUCCAUCUCUACAGACAAACGAAAGACGUUUGAAACAGAGAUCGAUGGCAGCUCUUAAGACAAUGCAAGCUCUGAUCUUUCUUGGUCUAUUGGCCACGUCCUGUAUGGCUCAAGCUCCGGCUCCUGCACCCAUCAUGGUUCUCCCACCGGUAGAGUCUCCCUCUCCUCCUCCUGCUAUUACACCAACCGCUGAGCCACCUUCUCCAGUACCGGUUGCUUCACCACCGGUUAUGGUUACCGAGCCAACUCCAGCUCCGGCGACUCCUCCCACCGUCUCAUCACCGACCAAGUCUCCAAAAACUUCCCCUGUCGCUUCUCCCCCGAAACCAGAAGCCAUGGCUCCAGGCCCAUCAGGACCAACACCAUCACCAUCUCCGGCUGCUGAAGGACCAAUUGCUGACUCAGCAUUGACUAACAAGGCUUUCCUUGUGAGCACCGUCAUUGCCGGAGCCUUGUACGCCAUCGUCUUGGCUUAGGAGAGCCUUGUGUACAUUACCCUCUUUCUCUAUCCUUUGCUUUUUGGUUUGUUUUCUUUUUUUUUGAACUUGUCAUGAUUUGUUUGAAGAAUCUUUAUAUUCUCUCUAAUACAUUCUGUGUUUCUUCCUCUUUGUUGGUGGUUUAUGUUUUCUUUUUAUUCUUUAUAACUCUGAUGGACCAUGGGAAUAACCUGAGGAGGAGAUUCUGAUUUUUAUUCUGAUAUCACGUGAAUAGUAUUUUUACUCAGAAUUGUUUUCA